AUGAAUAGUACUCAUAACAAUUUUGACAACUCCCUGUUACGACAUUACUCUUUACUAUCAUCUUCUCUUUUGAUUGAAGAAGAUUCCUUGAUUGAAUCAUUACCGUCCCUGUACUUUAAUGAAGAUGAUAAGAAGGAAGACACGGAGGGAGAUGACACUGAAGAAGACGAUGAUGAUUACACCACUGUAAAAGAGCAAAAAGCGCCACCUGCCGGCUAUACAAAUAUGACAUUUUGCUUUAUCAAAAAAGCAGCAGCAGCAGCAGCAGCAGCAGCAGCAGCAGCAUCAGCACCCCUUUUCCCUUCUUCUUCCUCUUCUUCUCAAUCAAUAACACCUCUACCUAUACAAACUUAUUCACCGCAAUUGAACCUGAGUUUAUACUCACCAUCACCUUCAGUUGCUUCCUCAAUAAGAAGCACCAAAAAAAGUCGCAGCAGUACUAGCAAUAGCCAUCCUAGUUACUCUUUAGCAUCUACUGCUGCUGCACCACCUUCCACUAUCAAAUCCUCCUGUGCUUCUGCUUCUGCUGCUUUUGCGUCCUCUGCUGCAGCUCGAAAUCCAACUUUAACCUCAUUUAACAACAUCAAAAGACAAACACCUCUUUAUUCCACUGCUACUCUUUCUUCUUCUUCAAAAAUUACUUCUACCAUCAAGAUGGACAUACGCUCUCCACCCCAGCCGUCGCAAUCCACAUCUCGUUUAAUGAAUGCCUUUCAUCGAUUUCGUAAUUCUGCUUCCUCCUCUGCUAGUGCCAUCAGCCAAAAGAAUGCAUCUUAUCACCAUCAUCAUCAGAAUACAACAAAUAGUGUAGCACCUGCAGAAAUUGUAUCUACCAUGAAGCCAUCUCCCUCCAAAAGCUCGCUGGCCGACAAAAUCAAGAGUAAGUUCCAUCAGCAAUUAGAUAAGAAAAAGAACAGAGCCAGCCUGGUCGAGCUAUCUACCAAAAAGAGAGCCCUUUCCAAUUUUACCAUGUCUCGCUCUGCAUCCCUCUCAUCCAUGACGAAUUGGUCAUCCCGUUUAAACGGUGGCAAUAGCAACAAAUCAACGCCUCUAAAGAAGGGUAUCAAUGCACACAAUGACGAGCUGAAAUUAUCUCAUUCUGCAUCAGUCUCUUCGCGUCUAUCGAUAUCUUCAUCCCUUUCCUCUUCCUCCUCCAGCUGCUCCUCCUCCUCCUCCUCGCCUUCGCACUCCUUGAACUACUUAUCUCAACGCAGCUCUAGAAAUACAUCGUUAUGUAUGCCGUCUCAAAUCGCCACUAGUACGCCAGCAACAUCGUCAUCUGCAUUUUCAUUGACCAAGUCCAUUUCUUCUCACCGUCUCUAUAACAAAUCCAGCAGUGAAGCAAGCAGUAGUAAUAGCGAUGCUGGCAGUAGUAGUAGACACAGCCACCAAGCAGUAACCAGACCAAGACAGCCGCUACGGGCUGUAAAUCCCAACGAUUCCGUGCGAUUUGUUAUGCGACAAUCUUCUCCCAUGUCUGCCAGUAGCAACGAUAGAAAGAGUUCCUUAAAACAACAGCAGUAUCAGAAAACGGUUGUUCGAUUUUCCAAACUGGUGUCUGUCAGAGAGACUUAUUCAAAGACUGAUUACGAUCGAGGCUCUAAUCCUGAUGCUGUGUGCACACGACUGACUCCUGUUAUGGCACAACAAAUCAAAGAAGAGCUAAAUGCCUACAAGUUGCAUGAAAUGCAGGUUCAUGAGUAUAGCAGAGUACACACUCACUUCUUUAUUUAA
Molecule: messenger RNA, 1734 nt
Organism: Mucor velutinosus
Lineage: Eukaryota; Fungi; Mucoromycota; Mucoromycetes; Mucorales; Mucoraceae
Product: origin recognition complex subunit 4
Exons: 1
Coding region: 1-1734 (577 amino acids)
Biological process (GO): actin cytoskeleton organization
Molecular function (GO): actin binding
Source: RefSeq, a predicted model, not a curated record